UAACGUAAAAUAAAUCAUGCUUAAACUUGUUGAAUUUCUACAGAGUUGGAUCUGCAUCGUCUACCUUGUCGUGAUUUAUUCUGCCAUUGGAUCUCCGAAGAUAAAAGGAAAAUUGCAACAGCUAUCCGAGAGUAAUUCGAAGAGAAGACCAAUAUUCAAACAUAAAAAUGUACCAGGUCAUGUCCAUAAGAACAGACACAAAUACGAAGCUAAUAAAAUGGAUGGAUAUAAUCACCAUGAAGCACGCACAUUUACAAAAGUUGCAGUCAUGGUACCUGCUGAGGAGAAAAUUUCCGAACAGUACCUCGUCGAAGUACCAGCACGUCAUCACUCUACCUCAGAAAAAGAAGUUUCCGUGCCUGUCCACCCCGUGGAAGCUCAAAUUCUGGCGGAUAGACGGUACCCAGUUGAAAUUCCGGCACCCGUUGACCACCCAUAUCCUGUAGAAGUUUCCGUCUCUAAACCACAAUCUUACCCUGAUAAAAUACCAGUUCAUGGCCUCCAAUCUUAUUCAUUUCAAUUCGAAGUUCCUGUUGAACAAACCUAUCCACGAAUUGUAGAGAAAGAUGACCCUAUUAUUAAACAUAUCCCAGUCGAAAUACCAGUCCCUGUUGAAGUAAAGGUUCCUGUCCCUGAACCUUAUCCCGUUGAAGUCCCUGUGUAUGUACCAGUACAAGUCAAUGUGCCAUAUCUGGUUUACGUCCCUGUUGAAAUUAUGGUCCCAGUACAGGUGAAACCAUCGGUUUAAGUAAAUGUCCCUCUGGAUCGUCCGUGAACAUGUCCACGAAACUUAUCUUGUUUAUUUUGAGAAUCAAAUAGCAGUUCCAAAACCCUAUCCAAGGGAAAUUAAGUUAAUAAUACGAUAACAUUAAGAAACCACUGCCCACUGAUUGGUUAUGAACAGUUUAAUGUUUCUGAUGUUCCGUUUAAUGUGGAUUAUCUUGAACAAAAUUUAUUAAAAAAAUUAAUACGAUAGUGCAGUGAGGUGACAGCUGGAAUUUUGAAAAUACAUCAUAUGGGCGUCAUUACAAAUUUAUAUCAUUAUAGUGUUAAGUUAAGAGUUCAAUGCAUAUGUGUUACUCUACAUACGAUGUUCUUCAUGCAGUGUUAUUUAUUUAAAUGUACUUAAAAAUGUAAUUUGUUAAACACAGAGUUUAAAGUAAGUAAUUUUAUUGUUUGUGCUGUGGUUCAGAAAUAUCUCUCCAGGACCUGUUGAUGACUUCCAGCCGAGAUACAUCGAAACUUCUAAACUGUUCACAAACUCAUGUUUGGUGAUAACUCCAUUGUAAUAAUACAAUAAAUUGGGAUUUAGUAAUUUCUGAGUGUCGAUAUUCUUUUUGCUUUGGGGCAAAUGGGAACAGAAAGCAAGCCAUUCUUUGGUACCUUCGUCAAAAUGUGAUCGUCAGCUUAGACUGUGGAAAUAUCAACAUUAAAUGCGUGUAAUGAAACUAAAAAUACUGCUGUUAAAAAUGAUACGCGAGGAUGCAACAUGAAAACUUUAAAACACAGAAUGGCUAGAAUAUUUUUUUAAAAUACGUCUUUGUGUUACGUAUGUUUCGAGACUCUCAAGGCAGUAAAAGUCAUGUACGGGGCGGAGGACUGACUUGUUAUUAGACGUUUGGUGGGACACGAGCUAUGGCCUUGAGAUGUGCAGCUCGAACAGUGGGUGGGGUGUAUGCGGAGCUCAGUUACGAGCGAGCUGUGACCGAGUUCACUUCGUGUGCUGAAUUCCAUUUCAAUAACACUGGCCCAUUUACAAUUAGGCCUGUAAUUUUCACAAUUUUGAUAACUAUGAAAGAUGGUUUAAAACGAAGUUAAUUCCAAACAAUCCACCAAAUUCGGUAUUAGUAGUGGACAAUGCAGCUAACCAUAAUGUACAACUCAAUCCGGCUCCAAAUUCUUCAUCUCGAAAAAGUGCUAUGAUCGACUGGGUUUCAGAUCGUGGCAGUGACCGAACUGUAAGUAAGUCACGAUUCAAAACAUUCAAAAUCCGGUGUCAUUUCAUAUCACUGUUUUUUUUAAAAAAACGAAUGCAAUAGCAAUUAUAUAAUUCUUAGCAGUGAUAACGGUUUGGAGCAUCAUUUUGGUAAGAAUUUAUUACAUAAAUAGUGUUAAAUGUUACAGUUAUACAUGCUGCUUAAGUUCUUUCUGUACAAACGAUUUGAGGUGGGUGCAUACCUAUUGGAACAGCGUGUUGAACAGCCAGUUGACGGACUACCCAUGAGGAAAACAUUCUUUCGUGAGUUCUGUGACUUGUAACAGUGAUUUUUGUGAGACCACAGUUAUCAAGUAAGAGUUUAUUUGUUCGCGAGGCCUGGUGACUGGUGUGUAUAAUAUAAAGUUGCAUUAUAUUUUAAUGUAGUAGGCAUAGAGCAUUACAUUAAUAAAGAAAGUACCACAAUGAUAGCAGCAGAUGUUAGCAGGACAGACAGUAACAUUGCUACCACGUGUUUCUAAAGGAUAGGGAGGAGAGGGGAAUUGUUUUGACCGCCACGCAUCUUAGUUGGAAUACUAAAUUGUUCCCCUCCUUCAUUCUUCUUACGUCGUAAUGUUUUCCUGAACACUUGACUUAUAUAACUGGAGUUCUGACUUUAAAGUAAAAUACCAUAUUUCACAACCAUACAUAAU
Messenger RNA from Zootermopsis nevadensis, 2628 nucleotides. The record is from RefSeq and is a predicted model, not a curated record. Lineage: Eukaryota; Metazoa; Arthropoda; Insecta; Blattodea; Termopsidae.